This is a messenger RNA of Saccharomyces eubayanus, 1971 nucleotides long. RefSeq names its product Cbp2p (gene CBP2). The record is from RefSeq and is a predicted model, not a curated record. NCBI's taxonomy places the organism in Eukaryota, Fungi, Ascomycota, Saccharomycetes, Saccharomycetales, Saccharomycetaceae. Bases 1 to 1971 code for a protein of 656 amino acids. The transcript has a single exon.
AUGGUGAAGAGUUCUGGUAAAGAGUCAAAAGAGCCUGCUAAGGGUAAAGCGCGAGGCAAGAUUCAUAGGGUAGGAGGAAUGGUAAACUGGCAAACGUUAUUUUUGGUCUCCUUGAGGAGAGAAGGCAGUUCCUCCCGUUAUAAAUACAAGUCAAAUAUAGAAAGAAUCACACAUCAGGCCUUUCCUCGCUCUAAAAAGGCCUUUAAAAGAGUACAACUUGCUUAUGAGUAUUGUGAUCUUGGUGGGGAGCUGUACAAUGCCUCACUUGUGGACUUACAGAAACUCCUGCUACGAGAUAUAAAUGCCCCCAAUGGACACGUUCUUAAAAUCGUUAGGACAGAUCUGAUCGAAAAAAGCCGAAAUAACAGAGUUCAGCAUUGGGAUCAGAUUCUACCUAUCUUUAGUCAUCCUUUAAGCCUUUACGAAGCACCGCUGGGUGUGAUGAACAGGGACUACAAGCCGUCGUUCGAAUGGCAACAAUUAAUAACGGUACGGUCCAAAGAUGAAAAAUAUCAAUUGCAACGUGUUAUCUGGCCCAAAUCGGUGCUCGCAAACUUCUGUAGAGGAAUCGGUGUUAAGAAAAGUACUUACGAUAGACUCCUGAAGCAAAAUGAUGGACAAGUGCCCGUGUUUGUUAACCCCGCUAAUGCAAAACCUUUGCCACUUUUCGAGAUUACUGACGACACAGAAAUUGGCGAAUUUGAUGGUAUUGGUAUCUUCCCCUACUUUGUGGAAGAGCACCAGAGGUUUUUCGUUACCGAGGUAGAUAAGCUGAAAACAAAGUUAAUCUCACCACUUUGUAGCCCAAAUGAGAAAACAAGAAUCGAUAAAGCUAACAGCGGUCGUUUGCUAGAGGAUGAAAAGGGUAAACCGUUUCACUCAGAUACAAAAGGCACAGCGAAGCAAGUGGCAAAUGGCAACAUUAAUACCUUAAGACAACUCCUAAAUGGUUCCAUUAGCCAGAAGACACUGUGGAGCAAACAAACAACCAAGGAUAGAACAUGUCCUGGUGACGUACUGAGAGCCACAGUGUUAUCAAACGACUUUUCCAUGAGCCAGUUGAAGAACGAGUUCUGUAAAAACUUCAUUCUUUAUAACAUAUUCACCAUCUUACAGCGUAAUAAGAAGAAUAUCCGUUCCGUCACUUCUGGAACUGAUAUAUCUGCUUCAAGUUUUGAUUGGAAAGUUUGGGACUCAUACAUAUGGAAACAGUACCAAGAAACCGAGUCCAUGGGAAUUCCCAUGAGUCAAGCUGGCCUGAUCAACUACAAGGCAAAAUACGAUCUAUUUCUGCAGGAUUUACAAACCUAUUCUACACUAGUAAUUUCCGAGAUGAAAUGGAACCAGUUCUCCAUCUUCCAUAAUGACAAAAUAUCACUGUCAAGAUUUGAACACAUUGGACUGAUUUUACAAACCAUAUUGACCAACUCUCGAAUGAUAAAGGUUUUCCAACCCAACUUGUGCAAAUUUAUGCAAGACGACUUACGAUCAACGUUUUUGGAAUCGAUAAAUUUCGUUGACUCAAUAAGUAAAACGGUAGAGCCUAGCUUCACAAACGAACAAUCACUGCAAUCUGCGAGUGCGUUAUGGAAGUUGACUAAUCAAUUAUUAUUCUUCGAAAAUGAAAUAUAUGCAGAGAAUUUCCGUGUCAAUAGACCCAACCAAAGCCGUCCCCUGACAGUAUCAGAAAACUUUAAGAUCGUGAUCCUGGAUAAACUAAACGCCAUUCCCGAAACAUUCAAGACGUUGUUGAAGUUCAUGACGCAAAUAAGCACAUAUUUUGUGGAAGAUUUGACUGACAUAGAGCUUCAUGGGCACAUGCACUGCAUUGAGAAGAAGAUGCUAGAUAAAUCGACAUUCAUGUAUCUAUACGAAUUGAAAUACAAUGAAGCUCCCAAAACGAUUCCGCCUCCAGAAGAGAAAAUCGUUGAUAAUAUUAUUGACUUAUUAUCAAAUGAUAAAGAGAAUUAA